Mollisia scopiformis is the source of this 1941-nucleotide messenger RNA. RefSeq names its product putative threonine synthase. The transcript is spliced from 3 exons. Gene Ontology annotation, biological process: L-threonine biosynthetic process. Lineage: Eukaryota; Fungi; Ascomycota; Leotiomycetes; Helotiales; Mollisiaceae. Gene Ontology annotation, molecular function: pyridoxal phosphate binding; threonine synthase activity. The record is from RefSeq and is a predicted model, not a curated record. The annotation marks the transcript as partial.
AUUUUUCUUUGCUUUCCUUUAUGAGCCCAGCGCUGCUGGAAAUCCAACAAUUGACUCUGCAUCCGCGAAUUCGCCAUGUCUGAUUCAGUGACUCCGGUUGGACUGGCUGUCCCAACCAAGAAGCCAACUACAAAUGGUGUUUCUGAAGAGCCAAAAGACACGACUCACACCGCGUCUCAACGGUAUCUGUCGACCAGAGGGGGCUCUUAUGGACUUUCAUUCGAAGAAGCCGUCUUGAAAGGUCUUGCUGCCGAUGGUGGUCUUUUCAUCCCAGAAGAGAUCCCCGCUCUACCCCGCGAUUGGGAGUCGAAAUGGAUGAAUUUGUCCUUCUCCGAACUUGCCCUCGAAGUCCUCUCGCUCUAUAUCUCACCCUCCGAGAUUCCCACUGCAGAUCUCAAAGAAAUCAUCAAUCGAAGCUAUUCGACCUUCCGUGCGCCUGAAACUACGCCACUGAUCACCUUGGACGAGAAGGAGAAUCUAUAUCUGCUGGAGCUGUUCCACGGCCCUACAUUUGCAUUCAAGGAUGUUGCAUUACAACUGCUAGGAAAUCUGUUCGAAUACUUCUUGGUGCGACGAAAUCAAGGCAAGACUGGCAGAGAAAGGCAUCACCUCACUGUCGUUGGCGCAACCAGUGGAGAUACUGGGUCUGCAGCAAUCUAUGGUCUGAGAGGAAAGAAGGAUGUCUCUGUUUUCAUCUUACAUCCCAAGGGAAGAGUCAGUCCAAUUCAGGAGGCACAAAUGACUACGGUAUUGGAUGCCAAUGUUCACAACUUGGCAGUGGAAGGAACAUUUGACGAUUGCCAGGAUACCGUCAAAGCUCUCUUCGCAGACCCUAAGAUUAACGAGACACUGAAUCUUGGAGCUGUCAACUCCAUCAAUUGGGCUCGAAUCCUUGCUCAGACUACAUAUUACUUCCACUCCUACUUCGCACUCACGAAAACUCCUUCAUACAAGACCAACCACAAAGUACGAUUUGUUGUCCCUACUGGAAAUUUUGGAGACAUCUUGGCUGGUUACUUUGCGAAGCGUAUGGGUCUGCCUUCGGACAAACUUAUCGUUGCAACGAACGAGAAUGAUAUUUUAGACCGGUUCUGGAAGACUGGCAGAUACGAGAAGAAGCCGGUGAAAGGAGAAGCAGCAGAGGGCGGGAUAGCGGCAGAUGGAGUAAAGGCGCAUGAGGACGGUGUCAAAGAAACACUUAGCCCGGCAAUGGACAUCCUGGUAUCGAGUAAUUUCGAACGAUUAUUGUGGUUCUUGGCAUAUGAGUACGCUGCUGGGGCUGGCAUGGAUGAUGAGUGGAACAAGAAGCAAGCGGGCCAGGAAGUUGAAGUCUGGUUGAAAGAGUUGAAGACUAAAGGAGGCUUCGAAGUCAACCCAGACAUUCUCAAGCUCGCCCAAAAUGGUUUUGAGAGCGAGCGAGUCAGCGACGAGCAGACUAUUGAGACUAUCAAGCACUUCUAUGCGACUGAGGCUACUAAUGGUGCUACCAAUGGCUCUGGUUCGAAGGGUGGUUAUGUUUUGGACCCCCACUCUGCUAUUGGUGUUGCGGCAUCACUCCGAUCAAUAAAGCGCACGACACCUACCGAAACUCACCACAUCUCUCUAGCUACAGCUCAUCCUGCCAAAUUUGCAAAUGCGGUGGACCUGGCACUGAAGAGCGAGGCUAGUUUCAGUUUUGAUAGUGUUCUUCCCGAGGAGUUUGUCGGCUUAGAGAAGAAAGAGAGAAGAGUAAGAGUUGUACCUAAAGGAGCUGGCUGGGAAGGAGUGAGAGAAAUCGUUAAAGAAGAGGUCGCCGCGGAAUUGGAAGGCGUUAGAUGAUUCCUCAACACAAUCACAAAAAGCAUUUAGACGUUCUGGCAUUUGCUUCACAGCUCAAAAAAUGGGCGUCGAUUUUAUAGAACGUACGUAAAUUUCGGAAACAUUGUGCAAAUUUCUCCUCCU